This is a messenger RNA of Drosophila suzukii, 3409 nucleotides long. It is a transcript of the gene Agpat1, whose product is annotated as 1-Acylglycerol-3-phosphate O-acyltransferase 1. Gene Ontology annotation, molecular function: 1-acylglycerol-3-phosphate O-acyltransferase activity. Gene Ontology annotation, biological process: phosphatidic acid biosynthetic process. The record is from RefSeq and is a predicted model, not a curated record. NCBI's taxonomy places the organism in Eukaryota, Metazoa, Arthropoda, Insecta, Diptera, Drosophilidae. Gene Ontology annotation, cellular component: membrane; endoplasmic reticulum.
CACAACGACAGGAACAACCGACAUACCCACACACAAUUCACACCUAAAAGACUGCAAUCUGCCUUAAACAGAGGAAAGCCAGAGUACGGGGAAUAUUAAGAUACAAUAUAGGGGAGGAAAACGAGUGGAGAAAGUGAAGUGGAGUGGAAAGCAGGGGAGGAAAGUCUGCAGAUUGAUUCCAGCACGAUCCGGAUCUGAAUCGGAACCACUAAACUGAAUCGGUAAUAUAAUCAAGAAGAAAAAAUAUAUCAGCAGCAUCGCAAUCUCGGGAUCACAAUGAGUUCGUUUUUCGAGCUGCUGGGACUUUUCCUGCUGCUGAUGCUGCCAUUUCUGUACGAGACCAAUCACAUAUUCCGAUACUACUUCAAAUUUAUGAUGUACUACGGCAUCGUGUCCUUUAACUCGAUCGUCCUCAUCCCGGCCUUCCUCACCCGACCCUGCGAUGUCCGAAAUCUGUUAUGGGCGAGCACCUGGUGCCACCGCGUUUCGACGUUGAUUGGCCUGCGCUGGGAGCUGCGUGGCAAGGAGCAUUUGGCCAAGGACCAGGCCUGCAUCAUUGUGGCCAACCAUCAGAGCUCACUGGACGUACUAGGCAUGUUCAACAUCUGGCACGUGAUGAACAAAUGCACGGUGGUGGCCAAACGGGAGCUCUUCUACGCCUGGCCCUUCGGCCUGGCCGCCUGGUUGGCUGGCCUGAUCUUCAUCGAUCGGGUGCGCGGCGAGAAGGCCCGGGAAACGCUGAACGAUGUGAAUCGGCGCAUCAAGAAGCAACGCAUCAAACUGUGGGUUUUCCCGGAGGGAACGCGUCGCAAUACGGGCGAACUGCAUCCGUUCAAGAAGGGCGCCUUUCACAUGGCCAUCGACCAGCAGAUACCCAUCCUGCCGGUGGUCUUCUCCUCAUACUGUACAUUCCUCAAUGACAAGAAGAAGAUCCUGAAUGCGGGUCGCAUUGUAAUCACCACACUGCCGCCGGUUAGCACGGAGGGUCUGACCAAGGAUGACAUCGAUGUGCUGAUGGAGCGGGUCCGAGCGCAAAUGAUUGAAACAUUCAAGCUAACGUCCGCGGAGGCGUUGCAGCGAUACAAGCCGCUGAUAAAGGGCGGCGUUCCCAAGUCCUCGGCAGUCACUGUGGGCUCAGCGGGAUCCGCUGGAACUCCCGUGGCGGAUGCCGCGGUGGCCGCCGCCGCAGCCGUGGCCAGUAGCAGCUCCGGAUACGGUCAGCAGACGGGCUAUGGAGCCGGUGCUGCAAAGGCCAGCUUGCUCAAGACGCUUUAGGCGAUGUAGCCAUUCAAUCCACACACUCACACAUAACCAAAUACUACACAUCUCUUAUAGGGGGCAUGUACAUCUGGUUGUAAACGAUGAAGCGGCAGCCUUAAUUUUAAGCCUCAGCCGCUUCAUCGCUUUUAUAGGCCUAUUUGGAACUUUCUAUUUCGAUAAAACUUCUAUAUGUUUGCAAUUGUCGUACACCUAGAGUAUUUAUGUUAUUUUACCAAUUGAUGUCAAAAGUUUUGUUAUUUAUUUUAAACCUAGUAACUGUGUGUGUCCUAUAUUCUUGUAAAUUCUAAUUUAAUGACAAUUAAGUAAACUAGUAUUCUGUAAACUAUUUCUUACACUCUAAGAAGGUUAUUCAAAUUGUUUAGCAGUAUUAAUAACUUAAGGGGUUACAUAGGGUUUUCGACCCAAAAACAAGCACUUCAUGAUUACUUUUAAAAUAUUUUGAUCGAUAUUUUAAUUUACAUGACUUACAUGACUUGGUUAAUUUUAGGUACAUGUUUGCUUAGUUAUUUUCUGUCAAAAACUCUUACUGAGACCUUUUUUUCAGAGACUCAAAAAAAAGUUUCCAUUUGGUGGACAUGAUAAAUAUUGACAGGAUCAUCAGAAAAUUAUAAUAUACAUUUUUUUUGUUAGUGCAGCUCAAAUGUACUGCUUGAACUAUAAUUUUUAAAAUGACCAAAAAUUAAUAUAUAUUAAAAUUCUUUGUUGACAAAGCCCAGUUGACCUGUUCUCACAAAAAAAAAAUGUAAAAAAUAGGUUCUUAACUUUUUGAAUUAUCGUGUCCACCGGCUUUCAAGUCGUGGCUUCGAGACUAUUUCUCCUAAAUUAUUGAUCCGAUCGAAUUGAAGUUUUUGGAGUGCAUAUUAGACAACUUUAACUAAAUAAUAAAAUCGGUUUUUUUUUGAAAACCCUAUGUAACCUCUUAAUUAAUUUCAUUUCAAGUCUAAAAUAAAAUUAAAGUGAAAUGGAUACUUUAGAUUCACAACUUUGUUAUAUUCAAAAGAUAAAAGAGCUAAUACCAAAGUAAUUGAAAAAUUAAAAAAUGUUAUCUGAAAUCUAGUUUCUUUAACUAAUUUGUUUACAGAUUUGCAGAAAGUAUUAACUUUAUUAUAAAUGAUUUGCAAUUUAUAGAUAUGGUUUGUUCUGAAAUGGACAAAGCCCAAAUAGGUCUAUUGUUUCAUACAUCGCACACACUUUUUCGAACACUAUUCAGCUUUGUUUGUCGAAACUCUCUUGUCAAGUUAACAUGUGCAUCAUUUUGUAGAUUUCCGCACUAACAUUUCGUCUUAUCUAAGUAUUUAAGGAUAAGUGUACACGAAAUGUUUCCACGAAAAAACACUCACAUCCAAAUAGUUUGGCUAAGUCAGGCACCAAAAUGAGUAUUAGAAGCGGCAACAACGAAAUUGCGACCCUCGACUGUCAGAUUUUAUCUUCUUCUUAGGCAACACGUACCAAAAAACUAUUGAAAAAACCAAAAACUUGAAAUUUAACCUACACUGUGCAACAGGAAUCUAAAAACUUGUCCAACUCGAAAUGAUUUGGAUUAAAUAAAUAGAAUGUUAGUUGAAAGUCUAAUAACGUUUUGUAAGAGUCACAGCCAAUUCGAUUCGGUUCUAUUCGAUUUCCUUCCUGUUGCCCCGUGUAAUUGUUAAACAAUUAAAGCAAAAACCUAAAAUAUAUAAACUUAUCUAAGGAUAAAUUGGGGACGACUAAUAUUGAAAACUACAUGACAUAAGAAGGCCGAAUCUUGGUGGAUUUUUACAAUCGACCACUUGACGAGCCGUAAACCAAACUCUUUUAAACCAUAUGUAUUUUAUUUACUAGACAUUCCCUAACUAGGUUAGGGUGCCCAUUAAAUUGUAAAACCUUUUCCGCUUGAAGUUCGGAUUCGAUUUACCUUGUAUCUUGUAUCUCACCUCAUGACAUCUAAGGAAUCUAAGGGAUCUUAAAACUAACACCUAUUUAUGUAUUGUAUUCAAGUGUAUUGUGUAUUGUAUACCAUUUAACUGGUAGAGUGUUAACUUAACUUUGUACAUACGAUGCGGUUUACUUUAAAGACAAAUCAAAGGCGAUAAGACGAAGGCAGAGGAAACAAUUAAAUACGAGUAUAAUAAAUAUUUUUUUUCAAAUA